AUGCCUCCCAAACAAGAACAGGAAUCUGCGCUCUUGAAUCCUCAAGUCGAAUGUCACGAAGACACAGAUGAAGACGCAGAGUCAUUUCACUAUGUCCCUCCUCCACGAAGGCGUCGAUGCUCAGCAUGUAGAUGUUUCGGAUGGACCAUGACAUUACUCAUGAUCGUCCUCAUCUCAGCACUCACCGGCGCCUGGAUCUCAAUGGCAUAUCUCGAGAUCGAUCAAACAUGUGCCAUGCAUACAAAUAAGUGGUCGCCGGUUCUCAAGGACAUUGCGAUAAAAUACAAAGAACAACAUUUCGAUGGCAACUUUAUGGAAGAGAACAAAUUCCGCAAGAAUGGCUCGGCCGAAGUCGACAAGGCAUGGGAGUCACUCGGAGUAGACUAUCGACCUGGUGUUAUCUCUUAUAAAGAUGGAAUUGCCAGUGGUCUCACUGACGCCCACGUUCAAGUCAACGCCGAGCAUGGCGGCGGCUUCAUUGUCAAUGUUGAGGGCAUGCAUCAUCUCCAUUGCCUGAACCUCGUCCGUAAGAGUCUAUACUUCAAUUACGACCACUAUAAGAAAAUGGGCGGACACGCCUUCAAGAAUGAUGGCGAAGUCUUCCGUCUACACGUCACACAUUGUCUCGAUACCAUCCGCCAGGUUCUCAUGUGCAACGUCGAUACUGGUGUUCUUGGACAAGUGUGGUACGACAAGAAAGAGCCCAAUGCGUUCCCCGACUUCAACACCAAGCACACUUGCAAGAACUACGACGACAUCAGGAAGUGGGCAAAGUCACUUCAGGCACCCCCUCCUGAUAAGCUUCCGGAGAACUUCCUCGCCAGUCCGCACGAUGUUCUUGAGUUUACUCCAUGA
Messenger RNA from Fusarium graminearum PH-1, 855 nucleotides. RefSeq lists its product as uncharacterized. The record is from RefSeq and is a predicted model, not a curated record. Gene Ontology annotation, biological process: mycotoxin biosynthetic process. NCBI's taxonomy places the organism in Eukaryota, Fungi, Ascomycota, Sordariomycetes, Hypocreales, Nectriaceae. The transcript has 5 exons. The coding region runs from base 1 to 855 and encodes 284 amino acids.